Molecule: messenger RNA, 788 nt
Organism: Nicotiana attenuata
Lineage: Eukaryota; Viridiplantae; Streptophyta; Magnoliopsida; Solanales; Solanaceae
Exons: 2
Coding region: 81-596 (171 amino acids)
Source: RefSeq, a predicted model, not a curated record
AACGGACUCUAAACCAUCACCGGCCUCCCAAACUGCACUAUAUUUGCCCUCUCUCCCCUUUCCCUGGAACAUCAAGAACAAUGGGUUUCAAUCCAAGAAUCCAACUGGGUAUUCUCCUACUACUACUCUUAUCCCUAUACACUUCUGCCAACAACACAACAGUAUACGAAAUCCUCACAAAAUACAGCCUUCCGAAAGGGCUUUUACCAGACUCUGUAAAAUCCUAUUCUCUUUCCAAAGAUGGCAAUUUUGAAGUUGAACUAGAAAAGCCUUGUUAUGUAGAGUUUGAAUACUUAGUUUAUUAUGCUGAGAAGAUUAGUGGGAAGCUAAGUAUUGGGUCAAUUACUGACUUAGAAGGAAUCCAAGUUAAAAGAUUCUUUCUUUGGUUAAAUGUGAAUGAGAUCCGAGUGGAUUUGCCAUCAUCUGGUAGUAUUUACUUUCAUGUUGGGAUUAUUAACAAGAAGCUUGAUAUGAAUCAGUUUGAGACUGUUCAUAGUUGCCGUGACAAUGCUUUGGCCUUGUGUGGAGGUUCUCUGAGACAGGUUCUUCAGCUUCCGAACCCUGUCAAUGAUAUGCCAAUGCUUAUUACAGAGUAGAUGCGAUCUAGUACACAUCUCGAGCCAAAAGUUGCAGCAGCUGGACAUAUCAUUUGCUUGGUUUCUUUUGGAAUCAGGGUCAUUAAGUCUUCAUGUACUAGAUGUAUGAUCAAGUAAAUUAAGAUUCCACGAAUGUAUCGUGUUUAACGAGUUUUUCAAUUAUUUAGUUCUGAUGCAUAUUUCUUUCUCGCA